Gossypium raimondii (Peruvian cotton) is the source of this 1922-nucleotide messenger RNA. RefSeq names its product cytochrome P450 84A1. The transcript has 2 exons. Gene Ontology annotation, biological process: lignin biosynthetic process. NCBI's taxonomy places the organism in Eukaryota, Viridiplantae, Streptophyta, Magnoliopsida, Malvales, Malvaceae. The record is from RefSeq and is a predicted model, not a curated record. Gene Ontology annotation, molecular function: iron ion binding; oxidoreductase activity, acting on paired donors, with incorporation or reduction of molecular oxygen; heme binding. Bases 81 to 1628 code for a protein of 515 amino acids.
ACCCCCCUUAAUAUCUGACAAAAAAACUAGCAUAUUUUGUGAACACCCACACCCACAUUUUCGUGUCUCUAAAACAAGCCAUGGAUUUUUCUUUGAUACAAACCAUGGAACCAUUGCCUAUGGCCCUUCUUUUCGUUAUACCUUUCCUUCUCUUAUUAGGCCUCAUCUCUCGGCUCCGUCGAAAACCAUUUCCUCCAGGACCCAAAGGGUUGCCAAUUAUCGGCAACAUGAUGAUGAUGGACCAGUUAACUCACCGUGGACUCGCCAAGCUCGCUCACAAAUACGGCGGCAUAUUUCACCUCAAGAUGGGGUUCCUACACAUGGUGGCCAUUUCAAACCCCGAGAUGGCUCGCCAGGUCCUUCAGGUUCAGGACAAUAUAUUCUCCAACAGGCCAGCCACCAUAGCCAUCAGUUACCUGACGUACGAUAGAGCCGAUAUGGCUUUCGCUCAUUACGGGCCGUUCUGGAGGCAGAUGAGGAAGCUCAGCGUCAUGAAGCUUUUCAGUAGGAAAAGAGCCGAGUCAUGGGAGUCGAUACGGGACGAAGUGGACUCGCUUGUGAAAGCUGUUGCAGCCAACACGGGGAAAGCCAUUAAUAUGGGUGAGUUGAUAUUUAACCUUACGAAGAACAUCAUUUACAGGGCAGCUUUUGGUUCUAUCUCCCAAGAAGGGCAAGACGAGUUCAUUAGGAUCUUGCAAGAGUUCUCCAAGCUCUUUGGUGCUUUCAAUAUCGCGGAUUUUAUUCCUUGGCUCGGUUGGGCUGAUCCUCAAGGCCUCAACACACGGCUAGAGAAUGCUCGUUGUGCAUUGGACAAGUUCAUUGACACCAUCAUAGACGAUCACAUCGAGAAGAAGAAAAGGAACGGUGACGGUCCCGAUGAUGGUGACACCGACAUGGUUGAUGAUUUGCUCACUUUUUACAGUGAAGACGCCAAAGUAAACGAAUCAGAAGAUCUACAGAAUUCAAUCAAAUUAACCAGGGACAACAUCAAAGCCAUUAUCAUGGAUGUGAUGUUCGGCGGGACAGAGACGGUGGCAUCGGCGAUCGAGUGGGCCUUGUCGGAGCUAAUGAGAAACCCAGAAGAAAUGAAGAGAGUCCAACAGGAGCUGGCGGAGGUGGUGGGGCUCGACCGCCUUGUGGAAGAAUCCGAUUUCGAUAAACUAACCUACCUGAAGUGCACCCUGAAAGAAACCCUAAGGCUCCACCCUCCGAUCCCCCUCUUGCUCCAUGAAACGGCGGAGGACGCCGUGGUGGCGGGGUACCAAAUCCCGGCGAAGUCACGCGUGAUGAUCAACGCUUGGGCCAUUGGCAGGGACAGAAACUCAUGGGAGGAUCCUGAUAGUUUCAAGCCAUCCAGAUUCUUGAGGGAAGGAGUCCCGGACUUCAAAGGCAGCAACUUCGAGUUCAUCCCGUUCGGGUCGGGCCGCAGGUCGUGUCCGGGUAUGCAACUCGGGUUAUAUGCUCUUGAUAUGGCGGUGGCUCAUUUGCUCCACUGUUUUACGUGGGAAUUGCCUGAUGGAAUGAAACCGAGUGAAUUGGACAUGAGCGAUAUUUUCGGACUCACUGCACCUCGGGCGAACCGACUGUAUGCGGUGCCAAAGAAACGCCUCGUUGGUCCACUCUUUUAAUGGAAAACUCUAAAAAAUCAAAACAAUUCCAUUGAGUCUUGAAUUGCAACUUAUGCAGAGUAAUCCCGAGGAAUGCCGAAGAAGAAGGUGACAGAGGUGGCUUUUACAAGUUGGAAUUUUGUUUUUCUUUUAUCAUCAUCAUAUAAUCAGUAUUAUUAUUACUAUGGGAAAGAUUUUAGAAAAAGGAAAAUGUCCUGUGGAUAAGAUUCUGCUGCUCAUUUGAAUUGUGUUGAAAUUUGUCUAUUAUUUUUGUUCUCAAUAAACAAUGUGAAAAACCAUUUGAUUUGGAUCAAA